CGUGGUUAAAUGGCGGCUUCCUGAAUGUAAACAUACGUAACGUAAAAUGUUUUUCUAAGCUCUAAGCGUAUUUACCAAAUAUGAUAUAAAACUUGCAGAUCAUUAAUGAAAACUGACAUUAUCAUUGUGGUUACAAAUGUAUUAAAGGAGUUUAAUUAGAUCAUAGAAAUAAUGUCCGAGUCAACUUUAACACCUCAAGCACCUUUAGAUCUAGGUAGGCUAGAGACUGAAGCUAAACUGGCGGCGACCAAGUAUGUGGCCAAUCUGUUACAGAGACCAGACCAGCUAGAGCGAGUUGACCAAUAUAGGAGGAGAGUUGCUAGGAAAAAGGCUUCAGUAGAGGCCAUGUUGAAGACAGCAGUUCAAUCACAAUUAGAUGGUGUUAGAACAGGUCUCAAUCAAUUACAGAGUGCCCUUCAUGAUGUGCAUGAAAUCAAAGAAAGUUUAGACCAAGUAGAUGAGAUAUACAAGUCUCUGAAACCAUUACAAGAGAAGAUAACUACUGUCAGAGAGGAAAACAAAAAUUUCUGUCAGUUAGCUACAGCUAUGGAGAAUUUAAAACACAUAUUUACUGUACCAGAAAGUGUGAGUAAAACAGAAGAUCUUAUCAGUGAAGGAAAACUACUUCUUGCUCAUAAACAUCUUACAGAGCUGGAGACAGCUAGAGAUGAUUUAUUGUUUGAGCUUCAUAAACAACCUCAGAGGAGUCCUACAGAUGAUAAUACACUGAAGAAAUAUUUUGCACAAGUGGAGAAAUUGUCCGUCACUCUAGGGAAACAGUUGUGGAUCAUCUUACAGCGUGUGUUAAUGUCGGUACGACGGGAACCAGCCCUGAUAGUAUCUGCCCUCCGUAUUAUAGAGAGAGAAGAAAGGUUAGAUCAACUAUCACUAACACGUAAGGAGCAGACAGGAUUUAUGCCCCCUGAUCGACCAAAACGAUGGCGAGAUAAAUGUUUCAGUGUGAUUGAGGAAUGGAUCUCUAAUAGGAUAGAGGGGAAUCAGAUGGAGGAUAGAAGUGGUAAUAAGAUGUGGUUAGUACGACAUCUAGAAGUCACCAGACAAAUUAUGCUAGAAGAUCUGAAAGUUGCCAAGUCGUUACUGCCACCUGUGUUCCCGCCCAACUACAACAUUGUCAACAAGUUUGUGUGGAUGUAUCAUAAAGCUCUCUCAAAACACAUACAGGAUAUGAUUGGACAACAGUUAGAGGGCAAUGAGUUUGUUACUUUGUUACAAUGGCUCAAUAGCUAUGAUUCCCCUGAACUGAUGAAGCAUCCAUCACUGAACAUUGAUACGAAAGAUUUGGGACCUCUUCUAGAUAACAACAUGGUGGAGGAAUUACAAAACCAGUACUUGCGGAACAUGAAAUCUAAUAUACAGGAAUGGACUGGCAAUACUUUGAAAACUGAGCAAAAGGAUUGGUUUAAAGAGGAAGGACCGGACCAGGAUGGUGAGGGUUUCUACGUUACAUCGCUGCCUGUGAUUAUUUUCCAAAUGAUUGAACAAAAUAUUCAAGUUGCCACUAUGUUAGGAGAAAGUAUUGUUCUUAGAAGUUUGGAACAGUUUGUGGAUGUUCUUAGUCAUUUUGCUGAGGAAUUGAAAGGUGUUAUUGAUAUUUACAAAGACAGACAUUUACAGGAUAGAAGAGAGCCCAAGUUUUAUCUUCACUACUUGAUAGCAACAGCAAACAAUCUGUUGACGUUUGGGGACUAUAUGAAGAAUCUACGUAAACGUUACUUGAAGACGGAGUUUGAUAAAGAGGAGGAUGAAGAUACAAAUAUACGUAAAGACAGAUUCCAGGUGUUAAAUGACAGAUUUACUACAAUUGCCAUGAUGGUGGUGGGUUAUGUCCUAGAUGAAGUCCUGAUAGAUCUGAGGAGUCAUGAACACUGUUUUAAUGAGUUGAUGACAAAAUCAUGGCAGCAGAGUCCACAGGCUAUUGAAGUUAUUGUUGCCACAUGGCAUGAUUAUGGUACAGAUUUUGUUCAUCUCAAACCAAAGUUGGAACAAACUUUGUAUGAUCAGGCUAAGAAAUGUAUCUUAAAAGAAUAUCUUAAGGCCAUCUUGUCUAGGAAACUGUCUUUCAAACAGUAUGAGGAAAGAAAGAAUGCAGCAGAGAAACUUAUAAGGGAGGCAGAACAGCUUCAACUUAUGUUUAAAAAGUUUAAAACAACGAAACAAUCUGAGGUUACAUUUGCCUGCCUACCAAUGAUGGCAGAGUGUCUGAAACUAAAGGACACUUCAAUGUUGUCUUUGGAAAUAGCUGGAAUAAUGAAGAGGUUCCAGGAUAUAAGACUUGAGCAAAUGAUCAAUUUGUUGUUAUGUCGAGGUGACAUGAGUCGGUCCGAGGCCCGGCAGAUGGUUCUAGAUACUGUAGGGGAAGAAGAGGCCACAAAAGCAAGACCAAAUGGAAUCUUUACUGAAAUUGCUGCUGAGAUGAAAUGAAAAAAAUAGUGAAUUGUAGAUUCUUUGUAACUGGCUGAAUGCCAACUAAAAAUGUAAAGUAUUAGCCAUUUGUAGGUAACGAAACAUUCAAACAGAAAAAAAAUGAGAAAUACAUAGUUUGUCAUUUGAGUCAUAUAAAAAUGGCUUAAUUAUAAAGUGAAAUAAGAUAUUUUGGCCAGUUGUAUCUGGCAGAAUUCUAGCAGUGAAAUAUUAGAAUUAUCACAUAUGUGUGCCAUACAUAAAUGGCAAAAUUGUAACUAUGAAAAAAUAAGGAAAAGUCUCAAAUGGAACAUUUAUAAAUGAUGAAACUGUUACAGUGAAAUACAAUAUAUAUGUCCCUAAUGACUGGCUUUGUAAUAACCACUUAUUAUUGUUGUUGUUGUACUCUGUUUACUGACUAAUAUUAAGUAUAAAGUACUUACUAGUUCAAAUUGGAAACAGUAACAAUUCUAUCAGUUACUUAACAAAAUUAUGCAAUGACCCUCUUUUUGCAAACUUGGAUGUUUGACAGGAUUACAUUAAAGGCCCAUUUUGUUCCAGAAAUGAUUUUUACUUUUAUUACUUAGAAGCUUCUUUUUUGUAUCCUGAAGUUAGUCAUUAGUCAGUAAGCUAAACAAUAUUUUUUGCUGUUGCAUUUUGGACUUUUGCAUUAGCUUGCUAUACACAUGGAUAUGUGCAAUAAUUGAAAUGUUUUUGUUUGUUUUUUGAUUUGCUUUUUUACCAUUUGAAGUUAUGGUUUGCUGUAUAGCAGCUGUGACAUACAUGUAUAUUGUAACAGAUCAUGCAGUAUGGUAAAAUAAAGAGAUUGAAAAAAUACAUAUGAUUUAUAUAAAAUGAGCUGCGUCACAACAAAACGAACAUAAUGGAUUUGCGACCAGCAUGGAUCCAGACAGACCAGCCUGCGCAUCCGCGCAGUCUGAUCAGGAUCCAUGCUGUUCGCUUACAAAUCCUAUUACAAGUAGAGAAACUGAUAGCGAACAGCAUGGAUCCUGAUCAGACUGCGCGGAUGCGCAGGCUGGUCUGGAUCCAUGCUGGCCGCAAACCCAUUAUGUUGGUUUUGUCAUGACACGGCUCAAAUAACAUUGGGAUGUCUAUGAUCUGUAGAAUAUAAGUUUGUAUCAGAUAGACAAUGGUGUUUGUGUCUUGACAAGAAUGAAAGUUCCUUAAUUUAUUCUUGGCAAAAUAGAAAGCUUUUUGAUUGUUACUUAACGAAAUUAAUAGUUUCUAAAUUGAAUCUUGACAAAAUUGAAAGUUCCUAUAUUGUAUCUUGACAAAAUUGAAAGUUCCUAUAUUGUAUCUUGACAAAAUUGAAAGUUCCUAUAUUGUAUCUUGACAAAAUUGAAAGUUAUGAAAUUAAAAGUUGAAAAAUGAGUUGGAUUUUUUGUUAGGGAAUAAUGUGACUUUUUUACAGAUUUAAAAUGUUAAUGUUUUAACUUCAACAUAUUAAUGUAAUAGAUGCUGCAUUGGUAUAAGAUUGUGCUGUAUAUCACUGCAAAUUUUAUUUAUAUAAGUAAUAUCUAAAUGCCUAUUAAAAUUACAAAUUCUA
Ruditapes philippinarum (Manila clam) is the source of this 3988-nucleotide messenger RNA. RefSeq names its product exocyst complex component 3-like. Bases 172 to 2442 code for a protein of 756 amino acids. The transcript is spliced from 23 exons. Gene Ontology annotation, molecular function: SNARE binding. Gene Ontology annotation, biological process: exocyst localization; exocytosis. The record is from RefSeq and is a predicted model, not a curated record. Gene Ontology annotation, cellular component: exocyst. Lineage: Eukaryota; Metazoa; Mollusca; Bivalvia; Venerida; Veneridae.